Messenger RNA from Colius striatus (speckled mousebird), 5819 nucleotides. RefSeq names its product armadillo repeat containing 9 (gene ARMC9). Gene Ontology annotation, cellular component: centriole; ciliary basal body; ciliary tip. Gene Ontology annotation, molecular function: protein binding. The coding region runs from base 152 to 2635 and encodes 827 amino acids. The record is from RefSeq and is a predicted model, not a curated record. Gene Ontology annotation, biological process: cilium assembly. Lineage: Eukaryota; Metazoa; Chordata; Aves; Coliiformes; Coliidae. The transcript has 26 exons.
GGCGCGGGGCCGGGACGGGUAGGCCGCGCCGCGGGGAUGCCGCCGCCGCUCCGCGUCUGAUCGCGUCUCAUCGCGUCUCAUGGCGUCUGCUCUCUGCGGUUGGCUCCGGAGGUGGUUUACUGGCCAUGAGGCGCAGCAGUGAUGCGUAGCAAUGGUUGACUCGCCUUGUGAGGCCGAGUUACUCGCGCUAGUGAGAGAGUAUUUGGAUUUUGCUGAAUUUGAAGAAACAGUGAAAGUAUUUACAAAGGAAUGUAAAAUAAAAGGGAAGCCACUUCCUAAAUCAGCUGGUGUUUCCCCAAGAGAUUCAAAAGCUCCACCUGUUCAGAAAGAUUUGCUCACGGCAUUUGAAAAUGGUGAUCAGAAAGUUUUCUUCCAGCUUUGGGAGGAGCAUAUUUCGUCUUCAGUCCAGGAUGAUGAGCCAGAUGCUCAGAAACUGGAGUUUUAUCUUCACAUACACUUUGCCACCUACCUCUUAAAACAUUCUGUGGGAAAACCUGACAAAGCUGAGCUUGAGGAAAGUAUGUCUCAUUUUAAAGCAUUCUUGGAAACAAAAGGAGCUACACUGAGCCAGACUACAGAGUUUCUUCCCUUCUAUGCUUUGCCUUUUGUUCCAAACCCCCUGGUGCAUCCUUCCUUUAAAGAACUUUUCCAGGAUUCUUGGACACUGGAUUUAAGGAAAAGAUUGGAAGAGUUCCUGUCUCUGAGUCUUAAAGCCAGACAGACUCCUCGGCUUCUCACUUUAUUCAAGGAGAAUGGACAGUACAACAAAGAAAAGUUGCAACAACUUCAUGAACAGUUAUUUGAAGCUGGUCACAGGAGCAUGACCUACCUGAAACAACUUAACAAAAUGCAGGCAGACUACCAUAAUCUCAUUGGAGUCACUGCAGAGCUGGUGGAUUCCUUGAAAGCCACAGUCAGUGGCAAGAUGAUCACGUCAGAGUAUCUCCAAAAUGUUUGUGUUCGCUUGUUUAGCAAUCAGAUGAGACAAAGUGUGGCACAAAGUAUUGACUUCACAAGGCCUGGAACCGGAUAUUACUCUAUGAGCCCUUGUGAUGACGGAUAUGCUUCCACAAUGAUAAGAGCAUCUUUAGCCCCUGUGAAGAUGCAGGAUGUGCCAUUGUUGCCCUCUUUGGAUUAUGAGAAGCUGAAGAAAGAUUUGAUUACAGGGAAUGAUCGUCUCAAGGCCUUCUUACUGCAGGCUCUGCGCUGGCGCUUGACAACAUCAUAUCCUGGAGAACAGAGAGACACUGUCCUGCAAGCCUACAUCAGUAAUGACCUUCUAGACUGCUACAGCAACUGUCAGAGAAACAUCUUCAAAUUGUUACAUUCUAAGAGUGAGGUAGUCAGACAGUAUAUGGCAAGGCUCAUCAAUGCUUUUGCUUCACUGGCAGCAGGUCGUGUCUACCUUUCUCAGAACCCAACGUUGCUGCGAAUGCUGGAGGAGAGACUGAAAGCUGAAGACAAGGGUUCCCUUACAUGGGAGAAUAUUCUGGGGACUCUGCAGAAAUUCAGUCUCAGGCGUGCGCCGCAGUCAGCAAUGAUCAAAGAUGGGCUCAUUUUCUGGCUGGUUGAUGUUCUAGCAGAUACAGAUUGCCUGUCUGAUUACACCCUGGAGUAUUCUGUUGCCUUGCUCAUGAAUCUUUGUCUGCGGACUGCAGGGAAGAAAAUGUGUGCAAGAAUCGCAGACCGUGUGCUCAGAGCUCUCUCUGACCUUCUUGGCCACGAGAAUCAUGAGAUACAACAAUAUGUGAAUGGAGCACUGUAUAGCAUUCUUGCCAUCCCUUCUGUCCGAGAAGAAGCCAGAGCAAUGGGAAUGGAAGAAAUUCUGCGCUGCUUUAUCAAGGAAGGAAAUGCAGAGAUGAUCCGACAGAUUGAAUUUAUUAUCAAGCAGCUCAAUUCAGAAGAACCAUUAAAUGACAGUGUUGUGUCUGAUGAUGAAGAGGAAGAAGAGGAUGAUGAGGAGGACCAUGACACCAUGGAGGCUGAUCUGGACAAAGAUGAGAUUUUGCAGCCUCAAUUAGGAGAACUUGCAGGAGAGAAGCUGCUAACAACUGAGUACUUGGGAAUAAUGACUCAUACUCCAAAAACCAAGAAGAAGCUGUUUCCUGGUGUCCAUCAGAGUAUAGAUGAGCCCCUCAAGAGACCUGUGACGCCAGGUUAUCACAGAACUGUGUACCUAAUGCCAGAAAACAAUCCCAGUCCUUGUCACGACAGGGAUGAGAAGCUGCACUCUCCACCGAGUGGUCAUCCUCCCAUUUGUGGUGGGAGCAGGUCCAGCAGUUCUCACCUCUGCAUUUCCCCUCCAUCACUUGAAAUGAAGUCAUCUGAAGUCUUCUCACCAGGCCAUAGAAUGGACCGAAGCAUCACAGACAGUGACAACAUCUUGUGUUCCCAAUCUACUGACUUCACCCAGGACAGAGUAAACGGGCAAUCACAUAGCGAGUUUCCCUCAGCUUUCACCAGCAAACCUAAGAUCCCUCGCACUCCUGAAGUGCAGAGUGCCAGCCCUAGAAAGGGAAAGGUCCCAGCCAUUGCCCCCCAGUUCUCCCAGUCUGGACCCCAACAAACAAGCCAUCCCAGCUCCUCAGGAUCAUCCACGAGGAGCAUACAGAGCAGACAGUCCUGCAAGAAGUGAGAACAGUUCCUUUCCUCGAGAAUCACCUGUCACAUUGUUGAAGGACAGAGCCAGCUUCCUGUAAUGAGCUUUACUGGAGACCUACUGAGAAGAGAGUGAGGUUACUGACACUGCAGGGUACCCUGCAUGGCGAUUCAGGGAUUAUCUGAUGGGAUGCUUCUGUUGUCCUCUCUAAAGCUGCCUAAGACAAGGGCCUUGUUAUUACAAUUCAAGGUCUCAGCAAUAGCCCAGGACUGAUAAGGGACAUAGACAUAGUCCCAGUGUCUCAGAUAUACUCUAAAGUGACAUUGUCACCUUGAGAAGAAACUUUACUCUCUGCCUUCUGAGUCAGAGUAAACAGCCUUUGGAGAGGGUAUGUAGGGCUCAGCACAGGUGUCUGACCAAACAACUGUCUUUUUUACAUGUUGCUUGCUGAACUAGCCUGCCACUUGUUUGUUUGCUUGCUUUUAAAUUAUGCCUUGCUGAAUGAGUUGGGACAUAUCAAAGGAUCUGCACCAGGGGGGAAAAUGUCUGUCACGUGUGCAGACAGAGCCUCACUGCCUGGAGCAGUCUUGUGAGGAGCAAGAUCUGUGUUUGGUCACCAGAGACUGGACAGAAACUAUUUCAUCAACCUGUGGCAAUUGAAAACCAUGGUGCCAGUGCCCAAGGCAGCAUCCACACUCCCCUCAGAGGCUCUGAUCAGUGUUUUUCUGCAGCAGUUACACCUGUUCCUGUGUUUGGGUUUUUUUUUUUCCCCCUUAAUUCUACUGUUUAACACUUAUGGAAUGAAUAAUAUUCUUGUUUUCCCCACUGGAAUGAAGAACCUUGUUUUGUCAUUCAUAGAAGAAACCAUGAGAAUGUGAACAGAUCAAAAGCAACUGUCUCUUUACCUGUGGCUGUGGACAACCCUUUUUGGUCUUUGUUGCUUUUUUUUAUCUUCUUCAUUUCUGAGCAAGGACUGGUUGUGUGUUUAUGGAACUGCUGGCUAGGCAAGAGAGGUCAGGAAGGCCUCCAGUAAAUAAAAAAGUCAGCAGUUAGUUCCAACCACCCUAUUACCGAGGUAGCACUCUUUGGUGUUAUUUCUCUCAAAAGUGACAGCACCAGGAAACAGAAAAGUCUUCACUGGGGGCUGGCUUUUCAGUAACAUCCCCUCAUGUGACCCAGUUGUUAGGAAAACGGCAGCAACUGUUCCUGAAAUGCAGUUUGCCCUGGAACUUGGCUGCUGCUGAGGCAGAAAGGCACCAAAAGCAGGCAAUGUGCGUUGUCAGGGCAGACUUCAAAAGCAAAGGUCUUCACAGGCUCAAAAAGGAGAAGGUAAGGCUUUUGUUUUGGCAUGUCACCUUGAGAAACAAACAAGUGGAACACAGCCUGAAAGCUGAAGCAACUGCAAUAACUCACACUCCCUUCCCUUAAAGUAAAGAGUUGCAAAGCCACUAAUCAUUUCCACAGGAACAGAAGAAAGCUUUAUGCUUCUCCCGAGACCUUGAAUUGUACCUCGUGGUAUGUGGUGGCAACUGGAGACAAGGCUGUUUCUUCAUGUGUCGUAGUUGCUAUGACACCUACCAGGAUCAGUGACACCGUGUCAGAGGUUUGCAGAAAGGGCUCCUGUGCUCAAGUGCAGGUAACUCCUUUGAUAGUAGCCUUUAAAUUGAAAUCAGGAUGUUUUGUAAGGAGAAGACAGUUUAAAAUCUGGUCACAUUCAUGUUACAAUCUACUGCUCAGUAACUUCAAGGUGUCCACAGGUGUAAUGCGAAGUAGGCAGAGUAUGGAUCUGGCUUAAACUCCCAGAUUACACAGGACAUAAAGCAGUUACAGACACCUGAUAACCCCUGUCACAGAGAUCUAGACAGAGGAAUCACAGAAAAUCCCUGACCUGUGCUUAGAUUCAUCCACCUCCUCUCACAGCUGAUAAACACAACCAAUGGAAAUCACAUCCUCUGCUUCACAAAAGGGUAGUGAUGGAAAACAGCCAUAAAAACCCACCUAGUGCUUUUCCAGGGUAGGCAGCUUUUCUUUUCCCUCUGAAAUGCUGUCUUUUUUCCAGCACCUGCUAUCAAUGGGCAAGUUGUUAACACUGACGUGCUAAGCACAUUCAUCUGCAUACACAGAUGACAGACUGCUCCAGCCAUUGAGUUCCAUUUACUUUACAGCACUGCUGAGUGUUUUGUUGGAGAAGAGCUGAUUCUUUGAGGCACAGGGCUGCUUUUGAAGUGUUCAGUGUAGACUGAGGUGGUUUUUUUUGGGACGUGGGGGAGUGGAGUGAGGGCAACAACAACUCCAAAACCUCCCUGGCUUUACCAUUAGUUGAGGUCAAAACUGUGUAACUCCUUACAAGUCAGUUGAAGGUGAUUGGUAGGUGCAGCUACAGCUGCUCCAGCAGAUCAAGGGUCAUGAAAACCAAAAUGCAUGGUGCAGAGCAGGACUGAAAGGAGCAAGCUGAAAUUUAUGUACUUGUGUGUUUGUUUCUUACUCGGGCCCAUUGCAAUACAGGACUCUGUGUGUACAUUUUUCCAUGUUCAACUCUUACAUCUAAGGAUAGAGUUUGAAAACUGAGACUAUUUUUUAUACUAAUGCUUGAGAAAUUUCAUUUUCCAAAUAUUUGAGAGAAGCUAUGGGUAUGCUUAGAAAUAAAUGAUCAGCUGAGCAGUAAUCUGAGAGGCCAACCAAGUGAUGUGUCCUCCUUUUCUCGGUCUGGUUCACAAGGAGCCCCUGUGAAGUCAGUCAGAAGGUUUUGAAGCUAAUGAAGAAUGUUGAUUCUGCCUUUGUUAGUAGGACUCCACUAUUCAGGGUUGAAAGGUGCCUGGGACAGAGGUCAGUAACACACACAUAGCAAAUUCUGCACCUCACUCUUCAAAGCCAUUAACUACUUUUUGUACAUGCCACACAGAGGCUGCUGUUAGAGACACCACCACCCUGGUAAAUUCAGAAUGGGAGCAGUAGAAAUGACCUGCCUGAAUGAGAGGAGUGUGACUAUACUUAAAAGUGGCUGCAAUUGUUGUUUGUAAUAAGCAAAUACAGUUAUUACAGAGAGUACAAGAUCUACCAGGGAAGGUUUGCUGGGACAAAAGUGCUAUGUGGUGCCAGUGUGCCUUUUGGGUAGCUUUGCUCUAUAUUCAGUAUAAUUUUGUUUAUGGACAGUGUUUGAUGAUGCCUGCUGUGACUUUAUGAUUCUAGAAACUGCAUAUGGAGGUCUCAUUCUGUACAA